AAUACUCGUACAAUAAAGUUGUUUUAUUCAGAGCUCUGCGCGUGCGCAUUAGCCUCGUCGGCAAUCGUACUAGCUUGUGGCUUCCCACUUGUGUCGGUCCAGUUGAGGUCCAAACGCCUUUGGUGACACUUUAUAAACGAGUCAAGCGUUCGUUUCCAUCCAUUGGGAAUAUCGCGAAAGAGGCGUGAGGGAAUAUGCCCAAAAAUAAAGGUAAGGGAGGAAAGAAUCGGCGGCGUGGAAAGAAUGAAAAUGAGUCAGAGAAGAGGGAGUUGGUGUUCAAAGAGGACGGACAGGAAUACGCUCAGGUGAUAAAAAUGCUGGGGAACGGACGUCUGGAGGCCAUGUGCUUCGAUGGAACCAAGCGACUUUGCCACAUCAGAGGAAAGCUCCGGAAAAAGGUCUGGAUCAACACGUCGGACAUCAUCCUGGUCGGGCUAAGAGAUUACCAGGACAACAAGGCCGACGUCAUCCUCAAGUACAACGCAGACGAGGCUCGGAGUCUGAAAGCCUACGGCGAGCUGCCAGAGCACGCCAAAAUCAACGAGACAGACACUUUCGGUCCCGGAGACGACGACGAGAUCCAGUUUGAUGACAUUGGGGAUGAUGAUGAAGACAUUGAUGAUAUCUAAAGAGCAAACACGCACACACACCGUUUAUCCAGUGGGGAUAUUUUGAGCCGACAUAGCACCGAUAUUUUCAUUUAAUAGAAUCCCAUAUAUAAAUUUUCAGUCUGUGUUUGUUGAAUGUGAACAUGGGUCUGCAUCAUGAUGGGGGGGGCAGUCUCUUUUGUUCCAACUGAAAACGAGUUCAACAGUUUUCUGAGUUUCUUUGGAGGAGCGUGUGACUGCGAGUACAUUCAGUCCUUUUAAAAAAAAGUGUAUUUAUAUCGAUUUCACACCAGUUGGAAUUUAAGAAGUUCAGAAUCUUUGGAUUCACCAAUAAAACACGUGAACCCCCGACCCCGCGCGCACAUUUUUCUUUUUGCCUUCGCUCACUUUGUUUGUUGUCCGCCGCUAACAUCCCGAAAAACAUCCAAAUAUAAUUUUACUCAUUUUUUUUUUCUGCUAGUGUCGGAAGGUUUUCGCUUACCUUAAGUCCCACUUCAAAAAAAAAAAAUUACUUUCAGUGGUUGUAAAAAGUCUACACACCCCUGUUGGAAUCCCAGAUCAUCGAGAUGUGACCACGAUCAAGUCUACUAGAACAUCAGAACUUUUAGUAAUAAUAAUAAUUGGGGGCGCUUGUAUCCUGGCUUCCAUUUCACACAAGUUUAAAUUCACAUACCCAGUUCGGAAUUGUGUGCAACUUUUAAUUUUUUUCUUUGGACUUCCCCUCAUAGAGACUUCCGGUUUUUGAUUUUCAACUGAGUGGUCUAGUUCGUAGUAGGAAAAAAAUGUACAAGAUUUAUGGUGUAGUUUUAUAUAUAUAUAUAUAUAUAUAUAUAUUAUAUAUAUAUAUAUAUAUAUAUCAUCAGAACAUGGCGUUUGAACAAGGGUGUGUAGACUUUUUAUAGCCACAAUAUUUGCUCAAAUUAUAAGCGAUAUUGAAAUGCAGUCGUCAUAGUUGGUUGAUAUAUAUAGAAUGUUGUGUCAUGCACAGUUGGGAGGGGAUUAAUCAAUUGAAUUAUAACUAUAAUAAUUGGCUAUAUUUGAGAAUUAAACCACUCUUAGAGAUGAAUUAUACUGAAGUUACAACUGAACUACUUUGCGAUGCAAAAACUGCAAUACAUAAAACCUCCCUGUGCUGUCGUAUUCAAAGAAAACCUACACAGAAGACUUACAAAAAAUGGCGUACAUUAUUUUUGUAAAGUGUUCCAUGUUUGUUUUUGUGUUGCUGCUGUUGGCUCCGCUCGGUUCUCGCACCUCGCCACACGCGCCUGGACGACCUCACUCAAUCUGACUUUUUCUGUAAAAAAAAAAAAAAAAAAGAAUAAAAUCCAUUUUUUUUGUCCUUUGUUUUGUUCUGGACGCAGGGGGACUUGUGCUGUAACCGAUGCUUAAAAUGUACCAAGUGUGACGGCCGUAAUAAAGGUCUUUACUCUGA
Molecule: messenger RNA, 2040 nt
Organism: Syngnathoides biaculeatus (alligator pipefish)
Lineage: Eukaryota; Metazoa; Chordata; Actinopteri; Syngnathiformes; Syngnathidae
Gene: eif1axb
Product: eukaryotic translation initiation factor 1A X-linked b
Exons: 7
Coding region: 195-629 (144 amino acids)
Biological process (GO): translational initiation
Cellular component (GO): cytoplasm
Molecular function (GO): RNA binding; translation initiation factor activity
Source: RefSeq, a predicted model, not a curated record